This is a messenger RNA of Larimichthys crocea (large yellow croaker), 4249 nucleotides long. Its product is annotated as desmoglein-2. The record is from RefSeq and is a predicted model, not a curated record. Gene Ontology annotation, biological process: homophilic cell-cell adhesion. Gene Ontology annotation, cellular component: plasma membrane; desmosome. Gene Ontology annotation, molecular function: calcium ion binding. NCBI's taxonomy places the organism in Eukaryota, Metazoa, Chordata, Actinopteri, Sciaenidae.
CUCCAUCCACUCACAGUCUAUCUGGGACUUUUGUCUGCACCAUCUGGACUCUCUGGGUUGUGAAUUGCUUGACUUUCGUACAAAGACCGGGACUGUUCUUCAGUCAUGGUUCGGGUUUCACUACCCGUGUGUGUGUCUCUUCUGUGUGCGCUCCAGGUUAUUGCUGUCGUGAAGGCCAUCUGGAUUCCCCCGAGGAAACCAUUGAAAGAAAAUACAGAGUACCCUAACGUUGUUGCCAAGAUUCAUUCAGAUUUUGAUGAUGGCAAGAAUAUUCUCUACUCUCUGGAAGGCAUCGGUGCAAACCAGUAUCCCUUCCAUGUGUUUGUAGUUGACCCUGAAUCUGGAGAUAUCAGUUUGACUCAAAAGCUUGACAGGGAGUACAUCUCUUUGUACAAUCUGUCAGGUGUUGCCAGGUACAGAGAUGGCAGCCUGGCAGAAGACAAGGUUGACAUAAAUUUCAAGGUUCAAGAUGAGAACGACAACUCUCCGGUGUUUGGAGACAUCCAACAAGGGACGGUGAAAGAGCACAGUACUGCAGGUACUCCAGUUAUGAAAGUAACUGCAACUGAUGCUGAUGAACCAGGGAAUGAGAACUCUCAGAUUGCCUAUUCCAUCAUCAACCAGAAUCCAGCUCAUGACAUGUUCUACAUUACCAGUGAUGGGACCAUCUAUGUCAGAGAUUCUGCCCUGGACAGAGAGAAAGAAAGUCAGUACACCUUGACGGUGAAAGCACAGGACUUAAAUGGCAAACCAGAAGGAAACAGUGCAACUGGCACUGUUGUCAUUAAAGUGGAAGAUGUGAAUGAUCACCUCCCCACACUGGAAAAAGAGGAGUAUGAGGGCAGCAUUGAGGAGAACACACAAGGUGUGGAGGUGAUGAGAUUAAAAACAGAGGACCUCGACCAGAAGGGCACAGACAACUGGGAAACUAUAUUUGACAUUGUUAAAGGCAAUGAGGCAGGAUACUUCAGCAUUAAAACAGAUCCCAAAACCAACGAAGGGAUCCUAAUGCUCGACAAGGCUGUGGAUUAUGAGGACGUGAAAAACCUUGAACUGGGAAUAGGUGUGAGAAACAAAGCACCAUAUAUUGGACCUGAGGGAAUUAGUGGAACUAGUAUAAAUUUCGGAGGUGGAGCAAGUGGAGCAAGUGGAGCAAGUGGAGCAAGUGGAGGAGGAGGGCGGGAGGGAGGAGGAGGAGGAGGAGCAGGGGGGACUGAGGCUUUCAUCUGGAGGAUCAUCAUGGCAAACUGGAUCCACAUUUAAAACUUAUCCAAUCAAAAUCAACGUGAAAGAAUCAACUGAGCGCCCAGUUUUGAGCCUAAAGUCAAAGCUAUUCCCAUCUCAGAGGGAGGCCACACCAUCAACAUUAAAGAUGUUAUUGAGUAUCCUGCAAUAGAUGGAGACACUGGAAAACCAGCUGAAAAUGUCACGUGAGUAUAUCAAGGGUCGGACCCUGGCAACUGGCUAACCAUCGAUCCAAAAACCGCUGAGAUCAAACUGAACAAGAUGCCUGACGGAAUCAGUUUACUGGUUAAUGGGACAUAUUUUGCUGAAGUACUGUGCAUUUCAGAAGACAUGCCUGCUAAAACAGCCACCGGCACCGUAGCCAUCCAGGUGGAAGAUUUUAAUGACCACUGCCCCACCCUGACCAGUGACUUCCAGACUAUGUGUACCACAAGUGACUCUAUAAUUGUGAAUGCUAAAGAUGAGGAUUUCUUCCCUAAUGGACCUCCUUUCCACUAUGUCAUCAUCCCAGAGGGCACUGAAGGGAAAUGGCAGGUGGAGCAUCUCAAUGACACUGCAGCUAUCCUGAGGGCCCAGGAGUCCAUGUGGCCUGGUACCUAUGAGGUGGAAUUUCUGGUGAAGGAUGCGCAGGAACAUCAUUGUGCAGAACCACAGAAAGUGAAGGUCCAAGUUUGUACCUGUGAUGAUGGAGUGGUGUGUGGAAAAAGAGGUGCCAAUGGUCAAUCCAGCAAAGGAGCAGAGUUUGGACCUGCAGGCAUUGGACUGCUACUCCUGGGCCUACUGCUCUUACUACUCAUUCCUCUGUUGCUACUCUUCUGCCAAUGCGGGGGGGCUGCAGGCCUCCCAGGGGGCUUUACUGAGCUGCCUUUUGAUACCAAAUCACACCUCAUUAACUACCGCACUGAAGGCCAAGGAGAGAACACGGAGGUGCCACUUCUGAACCUGCCAACACAAAUGGAUGGAGCAUUAAUAGAUAUGGGCAUGGCUAAGCAAAGUUCAAUGGCGCCCAUGGGAGGAUUUGAUUUCCAGAAAUCUGUCACUUCCAUGGAUGGGAUGAAUGGGGGAACUUAUCAUGAUGGUUUUACAAGUGUCUACAGAGAAGGGACGUUUGGGAUGAUGAACCAGCCAAGUGGCAGUGGCUUCUACGGAAGUGGAUUUGAACGCAGAGAAUCGGCAGAAGGUGGAGAAGUUUAUAAUGGCAUGGCUUUACCAGAUCACUUCCUGAGACAGUACUACAGUCAGAAGGUGGCCAGUGGAAAUGAGAACCUUGGAGUGAAGGAUGGUCUUUUGGUUUAUGACUUUGAGGGCCAGGACUCCUCUACUGGCUCAGUGGGCUGCUGCAGCCUCCUGGAGUCUGACAAUGACCUGCAGUUCCUUGAUGACCUGGGGCCAAAGUUCAAGACCCUGGCUGAGAUGUGCGGAGGCAAGAAGAUCUCAACUGAGGUCAAACAAGUUUUCAGUCCUCCGCCCAGUACUUCCAUCAACACUCAGAGCACAGUGUCAAAUGUGGUGACUACCCAACAGCUGCCCCCUCCACCCCAGCCUAAGCCGACCAUCCCCAAAACAGAGCACACUGUGAUCAGGGAGACAUCUGAGCGUUCUCAGAUGGUGAAGGAUAGCACAGCCACGGUGAGGGAAGGGAUGACCACAUUGAAGAAAGGAAUGACAAAUCAAGGCCAGAUGUUCCUGCUACAGCAGCAGCCCGUCUACUACACCACCACCCCAGUGCUUCAGCCAAUGCAGUAUGUAGUCCAGCCACAGGUUCAGAACACCAUGGUGCUGGCUGAGGCACCAGCCACCAACCUGCAGGACAUGGUACUGGUUAACGGCACCCAGACCGGACCUGCCCAAGGUAUGGUCGUUCAGGGACAGACAAUGAUAUCCAAUGGACAAGUCCAGGGUCCGAGCAUGAUGCUGGUGGACAGAAGCGGGGUCCAGGGGGGUGGUGUCAACUUGAUUCACACUGGCAAUCUCUCUGGCUCACAGACGAUGAUGGUCGUAGAAGGAAAGGUCCCUACAGGGUCAAUGAAAGUGCUGAAAGGAAACCAGACCUGCUACGUGCCGGGAGGCACCCUGAAGCAGGGAGGGAUUUCAGGAUCUCAGGGAGUCUUGGUGGUUGGAGGACCAAUAAGCAAUGGGGGACAGCUGAUCCAGGAGACAGGAGAUCUGUCACAGAUGAGUGAUAUCUCUGGAUCUCAAAGAGUUCUCCAUAGUAAGGGCAUCACAUCCACUGGAUCUCAGAACCACGUGGUGGGUUCAUCUACCACCACAGUGAAAACAACACCUAUCCACCACAAGUUGGUGGUGCAGGAGACAAGAGAAAUUCACUGAGGGUGUGACUGUCAGGACAACAGAGAACUUUUUCAGUGCUAAUAAAACUGUUCCUCUGGCCUGGUCUAGAUGGUGAUGGGAUGCUUGUGGACUAAUGCAAGACAGCUAAUGGAGUGAUACUGCUUCCUUUAAGUUUGACAAAAUGUUUGUCAAUGACUUUACCCUGCCCCACAUUUCUACUGCUAUGAAGGUGGCUCAGAAAAAGCACUGCAGCACAAUUAUCUCCAGACAUCCCCUUCAACUUUUUUUGGAAUGUAUUUCAUACAAACACUUUUUUAUUACUUUUUUUUUUAAGUUAGUACAUUCUCAUGUUAUGUUUAAUGUAGGGUUACAGUUAGAUGCUGUCUGUCUGUCUGUCUGUCUGUCUGUUGUUUUGCACAAAUAACAAAAGUAAUACAAAAAAAGUCAUAUUGGAACAUGCUGUUUUUUGGGAAAUAAUUUUUUGCUGUGGAUUUUGUUGCUAUAUAUGUAUGUCUGCUGUGCACGUUGUCAUCACAAAUGGGCUUGUGUCUUCCAUAUUUUUAAACAGGGACAUAAGAGUCUUGCUAGUUAUAGUCAGGAUUCCACUUUAACCUUUUGCUGCAGCUUGCAGAUGGAAUAUAAAUGUUCUUGGAGAACAUGGGAGACAUCCACAAUAAAUAAAUAAAUAAAAAUACUUGGGUAUCACUGUCUA